AUGUCGUGGGUAACAAAUUUUAAACGGCGCCAUAAUAUACGGUUAGUGAGUGUGUGUGGUGAAAAAGCCAGUGCUGAUAUAAAUGCAGCAGAAAUUUUUAAACAACAGUUUCAGCAGUUUAUAGAAGAACAGGACAUCGACAUCGAAAAUAUUUAUAACAUGGACGAAAGUGGGCUGUUUUGGAAAGCGCUUCCAACAAAAAGUUUGUCUACAGAAAAAAGUGUAGCUGGCUUAAAAAUCAAGAAAGACCGAAUUACCUUCGGUUUAUGUGCUAAUGUCACUGGAACUAAUAAAAUUAAGCCAUUCGUAGUGCAUAAAUACAAAAAACCAAGAGCGUUGAAGCACUCACUGCACAGACUUCCAGUCUGUUACAAAUCACAAAAAAAUGCUUGGGUAGACCGUUCCUUAUUCCAAGACUGGUUUGAAAAUCAUUUUAAGCCCAGCGUCCGCGAAUUCCAACUAAGGAAAGACAUCACUGGGAAAGUAAUACUAUUGGUUGACAAUUGCACAGCUCAUCAACUCUCAUCAUCCGAGCACGAUGGAGACUUCUUUCUGCUAAAAUAUCUUCCACCGAACACCACAUCCCUCCUGCAACCAAUGGAUCAAAGAGUGAUUUUGAAAACGAAACGAAUGUUUCAGAAAGAAAUGUGCCGCUCAAUUUUAACAUAUGAGGGUGGGGUUAAUGAAUUUUAUGCCCAUUAUAACAUAAAAGACUGCAUAGAUAUUUUGGUGCACGCAUGGGCAGAAGUUACGCCGGAAAAUAUACGGCAUAGUUGGAAUAGAAUAAUUCCAGCUCCUUCACACAUACAGAACUAUUUUUCAAACGAGAGUGAAGAAGACGGUUUGGAAGAUGUACUGUCUGUGAUCAGUGAUGGGCAAAUUUCGCAAGAAGAAGCCAUUAUUUUUCUGAAUACGUGCCGUGCAGGAGAAGAAAAAGUUACAGAAAGUGACGCAGACAGUGACAACGAAAGUGAGCAGCACAGUGACAAUGAAAGUGAGAACAAUGAUAGUGAAAACGAACACAACAUACAAUCACCGAAAGAACAAAUAAAAUAUAAGUUACUGUGUUUAAAAUACCAUCUAUUGAGAGCUAACUGUUUAACAGCGGAAAUAGAACAUCUUUCGUCUUCAUAG
This is a messenger RNA of Colletes gigas, 1134 nucleotides long. RefSeq names its product jerky protein homolog-like. The transcript has a single exon. Lineage: Eukaryota; Metazoa; Arthropoda; Insecta; Hymenoptera; Colletidae. The record is from RefSeq and is a predicted model, not a curated record. Gene Ontology annotation, cellular component: nucleus. Bases 1 to 1134 code for a protein of 377 amino acids. Gene Ontology annotation, molecular function: DNA binding.